This is a messenger RNA of Colletotrichum graminicola M1.001, 1062 nucleotides long. RefSeq lists its product as uncharacterized. Lineage: Eukaryota; Fungi; Ascomycota; Sordariomycetes; Glomerellales; Glomerellaceae. The record is from RefSeq and is a predicted model, not a curated record. The coding region runs from base 1 to 1062 and encodes 353 amino acids. The transcript has a single exon.
AUGGAAAGGUCGUCAUCUGUGCCUUUCACCGUCCGGGUGCUUGAGAAUGACUCCAAACCCGCAGGGCCAGUACGACAGCCCCGGGAAUUCGGCCAUCUCAUGCCGGCAACAAGCCGAGCAAGACACGAUCACAUUGUCGUGGCGCAAGCCGAAGACAUUGAAUUCCUAGAACGAGAACUUCUCGUGAAACGCCUAAACGAUAUCCAGGACCUCCUCUGGAUCUGCGGUCGUCCGAUGCCGCCCCGGCCUCUUCAUUACCAGGCGCUGACCUCACGCGAGAUCCAAGUUACAGAGAAUCCGGAACUUCAUCUCGUCUGGGCCAAAAACCGAAUCUUCGUCAAGCCGAUACCGCGGUGGCUUUUGAGCCCAUACUUCUGGGCCGACCACCUGGCUGUUGAUGCUGCAGACCAACAGCGCCAUCCGCGGAAGCAGCAGCUCUUCGCAUGUGCACUCGGAUUUCUCUUUACUUACACCGCCCUCAUCGCGUACGAGAGCGACUAUCAAAUCGCCUAUGACAAGGGCCUUAUUCCGAAAGAGGUGACCUGGUACGACUGGAAGGCAUUGUCGGCCCAGAUCGUGCGGAACCAUUGUUACGCGUCGGUCAAUCCGCGAUACUGGUACGGCGAGCUUCGUCUCAGUCGGCUGAACAAGAUUUAUCGCGUCCGUCUGGGGUACGUGCUUCGCGGAUUUUCCAAGGUGGCCUCCCAUGCAGUCUACGAGGACCUGCUCCAGGAUAACUUCGCGACGCUCGCAGCGAUUCUCGGUUAUGUCGUCAUCGUCCUGACGGCUAUGCAAGUCGGGUUGGCCACUGAUAAGCUCGUGGGCGACAGCUCGUUCCAGAACGUCAGCUAUGGGUUUACAGUCUUCUCUAUCUUGGCGCCACUGGUCGCCUGCUUUGUCAUUUUCGGUGUCGUAGUGGCCAUGGUCGUGAGUAGCUGGAUGGUGACCAAGGUGUAUGAAAGGAAGAGAUUCCAGGAAAUGGGCGUCGAGCCGUUUUGGAGAGACCAGAAGAAAACCGCCCGGUACGAGCAUGUAGCGGCAAAGCACGAAGUGUCGGAAUAG